Molecule: messenger RNA, 1386 nt
Organism: Varanus komodoensis (Komodo dragon)
Lineage: Eukaryota; Metazoa; Chordata; Lepidosauria; Squamata; Varanidae
Gene: HTR7
Product: 5-hydroxytryptamine receptor 7
Exons: 2
Coding region: 1-1386 (461 amino acids)
Biological process (GO): vasoconstriction; smooth muscle contraction; G protein-coupled receptor signaling pathway, coupled to cyclic nucleotide second messenger
Cellular component (GO): membrane; dendrite
Molecular function (GO): neurotransmitter receptor activity; G protein-coupled serotonin receptor activity
Source: RefSeq, a predicted model, not a curated record
AUGGUCCUCGACUUCAACGGCGGCACCAGCAGCUGCUGCCCCCUCCUCUCCGGCGGCCCGCUGCGCUCCUACGUGCCCGAGGAUCCCCGGCAGCUGGGCGGCGGCGGCGGCGGCGGCGUGAGGAUGAUCUCUGGCUCCCUGAAUACGCCCCGCUUAGGGAUAGGCGGGAAGCUCUUGCAAGGGGUCACCGCCAGCCCCGGGGGCGGCGGCGGCGGCGGCGGGAGCAGCAGCCCCGGCAGCCCCAGCGCGAUCAGCCCGGGCUUCGGCGCUGCCGGCCACGCAGGCAACGACACGCCGUGCGGGGAGCAGAUCCUGAGCUACGGCAACGUGGAGAAAGUGGUGAUCGGCGCCGUCCUGUCGCUCAUCACCUUGCUGACGAUCGCCGGCAACUGCCUGGUGGUGAUCUCCGUCUGCUUCGUCAAGAAGCUGCGGCAGCCCUCCAACUAUCUCAUCGUGUCGCUGGCCGUGGCCGACCUGUCGGUGGCCGUGGCCGUCAUGCCCUUCGUCAGCGUCACCGACCUCAUCGGCGGCGAGUGGAUCUUCGGCGGCGUCUUCUGCAACGUCUUCAUCGCCAUGGACGUGAUGUGCUGCACCGCCUCCAUCAUGACCCUCUGCGUGAUCAGCAUCGACAGGUAUCUUGGAAUAACUAGGCCUCUCACCUAUCCUGUAAGGCAAAAUGGAAAGUGUAUGGCUAAAAUGAUCCUUUCUGUGUGGCUACUGUCUGCAUCAAUUACUUUGCCACCUCUCUUUGGGUGGGCUCAAAAUAUUAAUGAUGACAAAGUUUGCUUAAUCAGCCAGGACUUUGGUUACACCAUUUAUUCUACUGCAGUUGCAUUUUAUAUCCCUAUGUCAGUGAUGCUUUUUAUGUAUUAUCAAAUCUACAAGGCUGCCAAGAAGAGUGCGGCCAAACACAAAUUUGCUGGCUUUCCACGGCCUGAAGAAAAUGAAGGCAUAGUUUCUGCAAAUGGCAUUGUGAAACUGCACAAGGAAUCGGAUGAGUGCACAAAUUUUUCACGGCUGCUGAAGCAUGAACGGAAGAACAUUUCCAUCUUCAAAAGAGAGCAGAAAGCGGCCACCACGCUUGGGAUUAUUGUUGGAGCCUUUACUGUGUGCUGGCUGCCCUUUUUCAUACUUUCCACUGCUAGACCAUUUAUCUGUGGAACAUCUUGCAGUUGCAUUCCAUUGUGGGUUGAGAGGACAUUUCUGUGGCUGGGUUAUGCAAACUCUCUGAUUAACCCAUUUAUAUAUGCCUUCUUCAACCGGGAUCUGAGGACAACCUACCGCAAUCUACUGCAGUGCAGAUAUAGGAAUAUCAACCGUAAGCUAUCUGCUGCAGGCAUGCAUGAGGCUCUGAAGCUUGCCGAAAAGCCAGAAUUUGUUCUGUAA